AUGGGCGCGAUGCGCGCCUCUCCCGCCGGCCUCCUGCUGCUCGCCCUUGCCCUCAUCGCCGGUCAGUUUGCCUUUGACUUUGCCUUGAUCCGUAGCCUUUUUUCCUGUUCCCUCCGCCUCUCCUGCUCGCUUCGUUUUCCGCACCCUCCCGCUCUUCUUUCCCCGUUCUACUCUCACAUCUGUGCUCUAAUAUCCGCUCUCUCAUAUCCGCUCUCUCCUCACCGCACACCCUCUCCAUUGUCCUCUGCAGCAGCUCAGAUGAUGCAGGCAGCGAAUGGCGACGACUCAGUGAAAAGAAUCAUGACACACCGUAGCAUGCUGCGAACCAUGCUGAAAGGCGCGUAUGGGGAAGGCGCAGAGGCGGAGACAGCAAGCAGGAAGGUCAAUACGCGCCGGAUUGCGCUCAGCACCACCGGCAGCACCACCGCCGGCAGCACCCCUGCUGACAACACUCCCGCUGACACCCCUGCUGAUACCCCUGCUGAUAUCCCUGCUGAUAUCCCUGCUGAUACGCCUGCUGAUACCCCUGCUGACACCUCUGCUGACACCCCUGCUGACGGCACCAGCACCACCACUGGAAGCGGUGGCUUUAGUGGCAGCACUAGCAGCAGUGGCAGCACCGCCAGGACUGGCAGCACUGGCAGCAGUGGCAGCAUCACCGUCGGCAGCACCACCACUGGCGGCACCACUGGCAGCACCGGCAGCACCAAUGUCCACCGCAGCGCCCUCUUGCCUCUGUCUCUGUCAUGCACACACUGUUUUGAGAGGGCUCAAAACACCACUUCAUCAUCUGGCUUCCUCUGA
This is a messenger RNA of Closterium sp. Naga37s-1, 804 nucleotides long. The record is from the annotation of a GenBank genome assembly. Lineage: Eukaryota; Viridiplantae; Streptophyta; Zygnematophyceae; Desmidiales; Closteriaceae.